This is a messenger RNA of Anoplopoma fimbria (sablefish), 2921 nucleotides long. It is a transcript of the gene septin6, whose product is annotated as septin 6. Gene Ontology annotation, molecular function: GTPase activity; GTP binding; molecular adaptor activity. Lineage: Eukaryota; Metazoa; Chordata; Actinopteri; Perciformes; Anoplopomatidae. The transcript has 11 exons. Bases 61 to 1344 code for a protein of 427 amino acids. Gene Ontology annotation, biological process: cilium assembly; cytoskeleton-dependent cytokinesis. Gene Ontology annotation, cellular component: cell division site; septin complex; microtubule cytoskeleton. The record is from RefSeq and is a predicted model, not a curated record.
CCACAGUGCAGCUUCCUUUGCUAACUGGAGACAGCAGAGGUUCCGUCCUCCGUUACCACCAUGGCGUCAACUGAGAUAGCAAGGCAAGCGGGUGAGGGUGCUCGUGCUGUCCCCCUGGCAGGCCAUGUCGGCUUUGACAGCAUGCCUGAUCAGCUGGUUAACAAGUCUGUCAACCACGGGUUCUGCUUCAACAUCCUCUGUGUUGGCGAGACGGGUCUGGGGAAGUCAACCCUCAUGGACACGUUGUUCAACACCAAGUUUGAGGGCGAGCCAACCCAGCACAACCAGCCGGGAGUCACGCUCAAAUCCAACACCUAUGAGCUCCAGGAGAGUAACGUGCGCCUCAAACUCACUGUCGUCAACACUGUCGGCUUCGGAGACCAGAUCAACAAAGAAGACAGCUACAAAUCUAUCGUGGAGUUCAUUGAUGCCCAGUUUGAAGCAUAUCUACAAGAGGAGCUGAAAAUAAAGCGCACGCUACACAGCUACCACGACACCCGCAUCCACGCAUGCCUGUAUUUCAUCGCUCCCACGGGACACUCGCUCAAAUCCCUGGAUCUGGUGACCAUGAAGAAACUUGAUAGCAAGGUCAACAUUAUCCCAAUUGUUGCCAAGUCGGACGCCAUUUCCAAGAGUGAGCUGGCUAAGUUUAAAAUCAAAAUCACCAGUGAGCUUGUCAGCAACGGAGUGCAGAUCUACCAGUUCCCCACUGAUGACGAGUCAGUGGCAGAGAUCAACUCCACCAUGAACAGCCAUUUGCCAUUUGCCGUGGUGGGGAGCACGGAGGAGGUGAAGAUUGGGAACAAGAUGGUGAAGGCCCGUCAGUACCCCUGGGGGACGGUUCAGGUGGAAAAUGAGAAUCACUGUGACUUCGUCAAGCUGCGAGAAAUGCUGAUUAGAGUGAACAUGGAGGACCUGCGAGAGCAGACUCACACGCGCCAUUAUGAGCUCUACCGCCGCUGCAAACUGGAAGAGAUGGGCUUUAAAGACACAGACCCUGACAGCAAGCCCUUCAGUCUUCAGGAGACAUAUGAAGCUAAGAGGAAUGAAUUCAUGGGUGAGCUGCAGAAGAAAGAAGAAGAAAUGAGGCAAAUGUUUGUCCAAAGAGUCAAAGAGAAGGAGGGCGAGCUCAAAGAGGCGGAGAAAGAGCUGCACGAGAAGUUUGACCGUCUGAAGAAGCUCCACCAGGACGAGAAAAAGAAACUGGAGGACAAGAGGAAGUCCCUGGAUGACGAGCUCAACAUGUUCAAACAGAAAAAGACUGCUGCAGAGCUCCUGCAGAACCAAGCCCAGCAGGCAGGGGGCUCCACCACACUCAAGAGGGACAAAGAGAGGAAAAACUGAUGUGACGCCGUGCCUGUUAGAAAUGGAAGAAGACACUUGCACUGAGAAGCUUAGGAUUCCUGUAGAAAAAAGUGCUCCCUUGUGACCAUCCCGCUGUGAAUGAGUUUCCACCCCGUCAUCUUUUUACAGAACCCCUUCCCCACCCUCACCCUCACCCAACCCCCAUAAUUCAACCCUCCACAUGCCCCCUGCUCUCUGGAAGACGCUGGGCAUUGCUACCAGUUUGACAUUUUUUGCUGAAUGAUGCUUGUAUGUUAUAUGGUUCAUACAAGCAAUUGUUUGGCUUGUCUUUUUAUACAAUUUUUUAAGAAUAAUGCAUUCCAUGUUUGUUUUAUAUGAAGUGAUUAAUUGCAUGAUGGAGUGAGCUUUUUGAAUAUUAACAUACAUGGCUACUGUAGUGAUGGGCAGACAUGUGUUGAGGAUAAAGUGAAACAUGUAUCAGACAGUGGGACAUCAGUAUGAACAGUAUAUGUGGUCAAAGAUACAGUAAAGAAAGAAUGAAGUCUUUUGAUGAUUGAUGCGAGGAAGGAUUAAGUUAAUGUUGAGCCAUCAAUCCAACAUUGUCCAAAAAAAGUGGUUUCAUAUUUGAUCGCUAAUGCACUGCGUUUCCUGUGACAGCUUCACAAUGAAAGCCAUCCUGUGUUUCGACAGUUGAUCACUUUUAAUGUGACGCAGCAGCAGUAAUAAAGGAGAAGUAACUUAAUGCAGCUCUGAUAUGGCUGUAAGAGAGCGAACAGUAAACAGUGAGGCUGAUAUCAGUGAGAUAGAAUUACAGUAACGCUGAAUUACAUGCAUGCAUCUUUUCCUGUUAAUCCAUCUCGCAUUUGAGGGCAAAAUGAAUCCACCUUGGUAAUGACGGACCCCGCCACUAAUAAUGUAAACUAUAAUACAUUGUAUGGCUAUUGCAGAAAUAAUAUCAAAAGGGGUUCGAUUUUUAUGAACAUCUUAAGAAGUAUAACUUUAAAGUUUCCACUUAUUAUUACCUCAAAUUUAUAGACAUUGGACCUAAAACAAGAAUUUAAUUUGAGAUUUGAUUUGUUUUGGUAUUUAUGUCCUUUUUCCUGAUGCUGUUUCACUUUAUCCAGAUGCAUGAGUAGUUGUGAGCCUAAUCUCCUUGCCACUUCUCCCAUACCUCAUCCAUUGUCAUGUGUUAUGUGCAUACUUGUAUUAGCUUUCACAUUUGCACUUUUUUUAUACACAAAUGUGAUGUUUUUUAAGUAUAUAUUAAUGUUGCUAGUGCAAUUGUAACUUUCUUUUUUAUUUUACUUACUAUGAAGGCACAUUUAAAAGUAAUUCCUCAUGAUGUCCAUUGUCCUGCAGGGACCAGUGUUUUUUUUGUAUCCGUGUUACACAUAAAAUAAAUAUUAUCUCAAAAGAAAAUAAAGGCCAAUUUUUCACCAAAUAUUACAACUGUGGCCAUAAUCAUUGUGUAUGACAAAUAUUGCCGUAAUUAGGUAAUUAGAGUAAAGUUUAAUUGAUCCAAAUUGGGAAAGUGGGUAUGCUUGAUUUAUUACUGUCAAAGUCUAGAAGACCGUGAAUAAAUGUUGACGCCAAUAAGCGUUGCCUUGACGAUCUGA